Psammomys obesus (fat sand rat) is the source of this 3232-nucleotide messenger RNA. RefSeq names its product stonin 1 (gene Ston1). The record is from RefSeq and is a predicted model, not a curated record. Gene Ontology annotation, cellular component: AP-2 adaptor complex; synaptic vesicle. The coding region runs from base 103 to 2271 and encodes 722 amino acids. Gene Ontology annotation, biological process: clathrin-dependent endocytosis; synaptic vesicle endocytosis; regulation of endocytosis. NCBI's taxonomy places the organism in Eukaryota, Metazoa, Chordata, Mammalia, Rodentia, Muridae. Gene Ontology annotation, molecular function: clathrin-cargo adaptor activity. The transcript has 4 exons.
CCUCCUCCCUGUGUGGAUGGCCGCGGCCUGAGUCGGAGCCCCAGCCACGCUGCCCAGACAAUGUCCCUGACUGUUUGACCAGACCACAAGCUCAUCCUGAAGAUGUGUUCUACAAACCCAGGCAGCUGGGUCACCUUCGAUGAUGACCCUGAUUUUCAGUCUUCUCAGAAGCCUAAGGAUUUUCCUCUGGAGACCCAAGGUGUUUGUAGACCAAAUGGACUGAAGCUGAACCUGCCUGGCCUCCGGGACCUUCCUAGUGGCCCCUCCUCCACCAGCAGCACCCCCUUGUCUUCCCCCAUGGUCGACUUUUACUUCAGCCCUGGACCCCCAAGCAACUCUCCUCUUUCUACACCCACCAAAGACUUCCCAGGGUUCCCUGGCAUCCCGAAAGCAGGGACUCAUGUGCUUUAUUCCAUUCCAGAGUGUCCUUCAAGCAGUCCCCCCACAGCAGUGGGAGCACCGACCUGCCCACCCCACGCAUCCUCACCCAGCGACCACUCUUGCACUCAACUGGCUUCCAGAGCCGCCCUUGCAGAUGGUGCCAGCCCUCAGCGGGUCCGAAGCGAACCUCUCCAGUUUGAGUACUUUCAGGAUGACUGUGCUUUUUCCAACCCAUGUUGGCAAGAUGAAGGUAGCUCUUCUCAUUUCCCCUUUGACUCUCUGGCCAGCAGAAAGCCAUUCUCACCGAGGGAAAAGGAGGUGCCCAUCGAUCAAAAAAGCCUAAACCAAUGCUCCCUCAGCUACAUCUGUGAGAAGCUCGAACACCUGCAGUCAGCGGAGACCCAAGACCCUGCUGGAAAUUUGUCUACACAGAGUUCAUAUUCUGGAGACACUGUCUCUUCUUUUGUCCCACACACGCUCUUCCGAAGUCAACCCAAAGCUGGGUGGUCCUUCAUGCUGAGGAUUCCUGAGAAGAAGAACAUGAUGUCUUCCCGGCAGUGGGGACCCAUUUUCCUAAAGGUUCUACCAGGAGGGGUCCUGCAGAUGUUUUAUGAGAAGGGGCUGGAGAAGCCAUUCAAGGAGUUCCAGCUCGAUCCACACUGUAGACUUUCUGAGCCCAAACUCGAGAACUUCAGCAUGGCGGGCAAAAUCCACACCGUGAAGGUGGAACAUGUGUCCUACUCAGAGAAAAGGAAAUACCAUUCCAAGACAGAGGUGAUCCACGAGCCCGAUGUGGAGCAGAUGUUGAAGCUGGGGUCCACGGAGCACCGUGACUUCCUUGAGUUCUUGACUACUGUAGAGGAGGAGCUCAUAAAGCUGCCGGCUGUUGCAAAACCAAAGAAAAACUAUGAGGAACAAGAAAUUUACCUAGACAUCGUGGACAACUUUUGGGGUAAAGUUACCAGAGAAGACGGGAAGUUGGUGGAAAGUGCUGUGAUAACUCAGAUCUGUUGUCUCUGCUUUGUGAAUGGGACGGCUGAAUGUUUCUUAACUUUGAAUGACCUUGAGCUCCAGAAACGAGAUGAAUACUACUUUGAGAAAGAUUCAGGAAAAGGGGGAAUUGAUAUUCUUAACUACCAUUUCCACACGUGUGUGAAAGCUGAGGAAUUCGAACAAUCCAGAAUCAUUAAGUUCAUCCCUCUAGAUGCUUGCCGGUUUGAGCUGAUGCGUUUCAAAACCCAGUAUGGAGAGGAUGAGCUUCCCUUCUCAGUGAAGUCCCUAGUGGCUGUCCAGGGAGCGUGUGUGGAGCUUCAGGCCUUCGUCAACAUGACCCCAGCAGCUCAGAGGUCACCCCAUGCCAGUUCCUCGAGGUGCUGUGACAAUGUCAUGAUUCACUUCCCUGUCCCAGCCCAGUGGAUCAAGGCCCUCUGGACCAGGAACCUUCAGAGGCAGAAGUCCCUGAAAGCCAAAAUGAACCGUCGGGCAUGUCUGGGGAGUUUACAAGAGCCAGAGUCUGAACCUGUCAUUCAGGUCACUGUGGGAUCGGCAAAAUAUGAGAGCGCCUACCGGGCUGUGGUGUGGAAGAUAGAUCGACUUCCGGACAAAAACUCAAGUCCUGAUCAGCCCCAUUGUCUGUCAUACAAGUUAGAGCUUGGAUCAGACCAGGAGGUUCCCUCGGACUGGUAUCCGUUUGCUACCGUGCAGUUUUCAGUGCCCGAAGCCUGUGCGUCCGGGACAGAGGUGAGGGCCCUGGGAGUGGAGAGCGACAUCCAGCCUCAGAAGCAUGUGUGCCGGCGAGCUUGCUUCAACAUCCAGGUUGAAAUAGAAACAAAGUGGAUUCAGACAGAUGGAGAAGACCCAGAUAAAGCCAGUGGCUGCGUGACUCAGUAAAUGACGAGACUCCCCAUGUGUCCCCCCAUGCCCCCCACCCCCGGUCAUCCUAUAGACAGGGCAAGAAGUUCUGCUACUGUAUGGUGGGACUGAGUUCUGAGUGUGGAGAACUGUAAGCCCCAAAGCAGGCUGUCUGCAUGUUACUCUUCUGAUGUUUUCGCUCUGUGUCCACGGGCUGUGUCCAUGGCUCGUGGCAGUUUCAUCUUGUUGAAACCCAGAGGCUUGUUAUCUGGUGUGAGACCUGCUGGCUAGUGUGGCUGAAGAGUAUUUGGGUUUGAUGACUCGGUGACUUUGUUUUGUAAUCUGGGUUGUGAUACCCCUUCUCUUCUUGCUUUCUGUAUGGAACAGUUUGAAGGGAUUAGAAGGAUUAGGAGAUGUGUCUUUGUUGGAGGAAGUGUGUCACUGGGGGUAGGAUCUGGGGUUUCAAAAGCCCAAGCCAGGCGCAGUCUCCUCACUCUCUCUGCCUGCGGAUCAGGAUGUAGCUCUCGGCUACUGCUCCAGCUCCAGCGCCACGAGUGCCGUCAAGCUCCUCCCCUGCCUCUGCCGUGAUGUACUAACCCUCUGAAAAGGUGAGCAAGCCAGUGAGCAGCACUCCUCCCCGUUCUCUGCGUCAGCUCCUGCCUCCAGGUUCCUGCCCUGCUUGAGUUCCUGUCCUCACUUCCUUUGAUGAUGAACUGUGAUCUGGAAGUGUAAGCCAAAUAAACUCUUUCCCCCCAAACUUGUUUUUGUCAUGGUGUUUCAUCACAGCAACAGUAUUCCUCACUAGGUCAGUUAGCAUGUGGCCGACCAGGAAAGGUAGCCAAAGAGAUGGAACCUCAAAUCUGCGAUGCCUCCUGUACAGCCCUGACGUGUGGUUAGGUGAAGAGAGGUGCUGAAGACAUGGACUGAAAUGGAGGUUUGGAGGUGUCUGUGGUUUUGCACGAUCUAUGGUCCCAUCCUCUGACGACACUGGGAAGUCAUC